Pterocles gutturalis (yellow-throated sandgrouse) is the source of this 1455-nucleotide messenger RNA. It is a transcript of the gene PIGG, whose product is annotated as phosphatidylinositol glycan anchor biosynthesis, class G. Gene Ontology annotation, cellular component: endoplasmic reticulum membrane. The record is from RefSeq and is a predicted model, not a curated record. Gene Ontology annotation, biological process: GPI anchor biosynthetic process. The transcript is spliced from 7 exons. Lineage: Eukaryota; Metazoa; Chordata; Aves; Pterocliformes; Pteroclidae. The annotation marks the transcript as partial.
GUUUCUAACUGGACCAAAAUUCCACCACCACUUUUCAAAAAAGUUGUCAUUGUGCUGAUAGAUGCUUUGAGAGAUGACUUUGUGUUUGGAUCCAAAGGUAAACAGUUUAUGCCAUAUACUACACAAGUUGUUGAAAAAGGGACAUCCUACAGCUUCAUUGCUGAAGCAAAACCCCCCACUGUGACUAUGCCUCGAAUUAAGGCUUUGAUGACGGGGAGCAUACCUGGUUUCAUUGAUGUUAUUGUGAACCUCAAUUCUCCAGCUCUGUUGGAUGACAAUCUCAUAUGGCAGGCAAAAACAGCUGGAAAAAGAAUAAUCUUUUAUGGUGAUGAUACUUGGGUUAAAUUGUUUCCAAAGCACUUUGUGGAAUAUGAUGGAACAACGUCCUUUUUUGUGUCAGACUUUACAGAGGUUGAUGAUAAUGUUACCAGGCAUUUGGAUAGAGUGUUAAAGAGAGAAGACUGGGAUCUCCUAAUAUUACAUUACCUGGGGUUGGACCAUAUUGGACAUAUGACUGGGCCAAACAGCCCAUUAGUGGGACCAAAACUUCAUGAAAUGGAUAACAUCCUGAAGAAGAUUCAUAUUUCUCUUCUUUCAAAGGUAGAAGAAGGUUCUCUGCCUAAUUUGCUAGUUGUUUGUGGGGAUCAUGGGAUGUCUGAAACAGGUAGUCAUGGUGGUUCUUCAGAAGGAGAAGUGCAUACACCACUGCUGUUUAUCAGCUCCGCUUUUGAAAAGAGAAGGGGUCCUCUAACCCAACCUGAAUUAGUGCAACAAACUGAUUUAGCUAGCACACUGGCAGUGGGCCUUGGUCUACCAAUUUCAAGAAACAGUGUUGGGAACCUUAUAUUGCCAGUUGUGGGAGGCAAGUCAAUGAGAGAACAGCUACGUUUUGUGCAUUUGAAUGGAUUCCAGCUUAGCAGACUGCUGCAAGAGAACACACCUGCAUAUGAGAAAGAUCCUGGAUAUGAACAUUUUAAGAUAGCAGAAAAGUCCCAUGGUAACUGGAUCAAACUGUAUUUAGAGGGAAAUAAUUCAGAAAUAAUCUUAAGUCUUGGCAAAAAAGUCUUGAAACAAUAUUUGGAGGCUCUGAAGACUCUGAGUUCUUCACUAAGCAAACAAGUGGCACAAUAUGACAUGUAUUCGAUGAUGGUGGGGACUGUGAUCAUUAUGGAGGUUCUGCUGCUCCUUUUGCUCAGUGUUCCAAAAGCCCUGAGUAGCCGGGCAGAAUUUGAAGUGCCUCUCUCCCCUUCACUGUUCUCUCUGCUGUUUUACUUGAUGUGUCUGAUGCUCUGUGCAGUUCACGUCAUUAUAUGCACAUCAGCUGAAAGUUUGUGCUAUUUCUGCAGUAUGUCCUGGUUGACAGCAGUUGGAGUGAUGAUGCUGAUUUCCGCACUCAUGUGCAGUAUUUUGUCUGCCAUUGCAAAGAUCUUUGAGAAUUCCAGACUUCCACCAAAG